GAAACAAUUCAAAAUUAAAACGACAAAAAAUAUUUGGGUUCACCUCUCCUUACCCUUUCACCCAAAUUCGGAUGAACCCUAAUUUCCAAUUUCUUCCCCAAAUUUGGAAUUCUCUCAAUCCACAUCAAACCCAAUCGGUUGUUUCUAAAAACCUCCGUGUCGGAGACGGUACAGACGCCGUGUUCAUCUUUAGCUUCAAGGGGCAGUGGAGCAAUUUUAAAAGCUUCAUCUUCUUUCAAUUAACAUUCACAACAACAAUGGAUCUACUCAACCAAUACUCCGACAACAACAACAGCGAUCCAGGUUCACCAACUCAAAACCCUAAUUCACCGGAAAAUUCUCCAACCCGUCUCCUCCCAUCCCGUUCUGCCGCCCCUAAAGUUGACGACACCAUGCUCGCCCUAACCGUUGCCGACCCCAAAACCCUCUCCAAACCCAUCGACCCAACUCAACACCUCGUCGCCUUCAACCCUACCUACGACCAACUCUGGGCCCCCAUUCAAGGCCCAUCUCACCCUUACGCUAAAGACGGUUUAGCCCAAGGUAUGCGUAACCACAAACUUGGUUUCGUCGAAGACGCUAAUAUUGAACCUUUCCUCUUCGAUGAACAGCAUAACACCUUUUUAAAAUUCGGUUACGCUGCUGAUCCUUCUGCGUCGAAUUACAUCGGUGAUUUCGAUGCUUUGCAGAAGAAUAACGCUGCUUCUGUUUACAAUAUCCCACACCGCGAACAGAAGAAGAGGAAAAUUGAAUCUCUUAAGAAGAAAGAAGAGAAUGAUGAUGAAGAAGACAAAAAUAACAACGACGAAGAGGGUGUUGAGAUUGAGAAUCCAGCUUCUGAGGCGUGGUUAUUGAAGAAUAAGAAGAGUCCUUGGGCUGGGAAGAAGGAGGGUUUACAAGGAGAGUUAACGGAAGAUCAGAAGAAAUAUGCUGAGGAGCACGCCAAGAAGAAAGGCGAAGAAAAAAGUGGUUUUGGUGGUGAAAAAGUUGAGGCUGUUAAGGAUAAGAGUACUUUUCAUGGGAAAGAGGAAAGGGAUUAUCAAGGUAGGUCUUGGAUUGCGCCUCCGAAAGAUGCUAAGGCGAGUAAUGAUCAUUGUUAUAUACCGAAGAGAUUGGUGCAUACUUGGAGUGGACAUACGAAAGGGGUUUCUGCAAUUAGGUUUUUCCCGAAUUCAGGUCAUUUGAUUCUCUCGGCUGGUAUGGAUACUAAGGUUAAGAUUUGGGAUGUUUUCAAUACUGGUAAAUGUAUGAGGACUUACAUGGGUCAUUCCAAAGCUGUUAGGGAUAUUUGUUUUACUAAUGAUGGAACAAAGUUUUUGAGUGCUGGUUAUGAUAAGAAUAUUAAGUAUUGGGAUACCGAAACGGGGCAGGUUAUAUCGACGUUCUCCACUGGGAAGAUCCCUUAUGUUGUGAAGCUUAACCCGGAUGAGGAUAAACAGAAUGUUUUGUUGGCUGGUAUGAGUGAUAAGAAGAUUGUUCAGUGGGAUAUGAAUACAGGGCAGAUAACUCAAGAGUAUGAUCAGCAUUUGGGGGCUGUCAAUACCAUUACUUUUGUCGAUAACAAUAGGAGAUUUGUUACUUCUAGUGAUGACAAGUCCCUCAGGGUAUGGGAGUAUGGUAUUCCCGUGGUUAUAAAGUAUAUUAGUGAGCCACAUAUGCACUCUAUGCCUUCCAUUUCGCUUCACCCCAACGCGAAUUGGCUCGCCGCGCAGAGCUUAGAUAACCAGAUUCUUAUUUAUAGCACAAGGGAGAAGUUUCAACUUAACAAAAAGAAGAGGUUUGCUGGACACAUUGUUGCUGGAUAUGCUUGUCAGGUCAAUUUUUCGCCGGAUGGACGUUUUGUCAUGUCGGGAGAUGGUGAGGGUAAGUGUUGGUUCUGGGAUUGGAAGAGUUGCAAAGUCUUUAGAACUCUCAAGUGUCACGAAGGCGUUACCAUUGGUUGCCAGUGGCAUCCUCUGGAACAGAGCAAAGUAGCGACGUGUGGCUGGGACGGGUUGAUAAAGUACUGGGACUAGUUCUAGUCAAUGAUGCCUGUUGCUGGAACUAAGUAGCAGAAGCAGGGUAGACGAAACACCACUUGGCGACCAAAGGAGUAGCAACAUAGUGAAUUCACUUGUUGAUUUGGUCUUCCUUGGCUCAAUGGCAUUAAUUGAAUAUUAUCAUGAAAUUUUUCUUACACUUUUCAAGAUAGGGUCGCCAAGCAUUACGUGCUAAUUGCGUUGCUGUAGUACCAUAUCGGAGAUUUUUUUGAAGAUGUUUUAGUCUUUUGUAUAAUAGAACUUAAGUUAGAUAUUCACCAAUUUGAAAAAUUCCAUUUCAUGUUGCUGUUUAAUUUAGCUUUGCAAGCGCAUGUAAAUAAUUUUGUUGGGAUUUUUGUCAUUCAGUAAAGCAAAAUCCAAUUUAUUAUGCAUGUGCUUAUAAUAAUAUUGUCAUUGAUUUUUA
Messenger RNA from Medicago truncatula (barrel medic), 2442 nucleotides. Its product is annotated as pre-mRNA-processing factor 17. Gene Ontology annotation, cellular component: catalytic step 2 spliceosome. Gene Ontology annotation, biological process: mRNA splicing, via spliceosome. Bases 72 to 2015 code for a protein of 647 amino acids. Lineage: Eukaryota; Viridiplantae; Streptophyta; Magnoliopsida; Fabales; Fabaceae. The transcript has 4 exons. Gene Ontology annotation, molecular function: mRNA binding; protein binding. The record is from RefSeq and is a predicted model, not a curated record.